Pyrus x bretschneideri (Chinese white pear) is the source of this 3873-nucleotide messenger RNA. Its product is annotated as disease resistance protein RUN1. NCBI's taxonomy places the organism in Eukaryota, Viridiplantae, Streptophyta, Magnoliopsida, Rosales, Rosaceae. The coding region runs from base 534 to 2801 and encodes 755 amino acids. Gene Ontology annotation, biological process: defense response; signal transduction. The record is from RefSeq and is a predicted model, not a curated record. Gene Ontology annotation, molecular function: ADP binding. The transcript has 7 exons.
AGAUCCUCUGUCUGUUGCAUCUUAAUUGGCACAAUUAAAUUCUGUGGUUGUUAAUUCUACAUAUCAUGAUCAAAAUCACUACUAUAAACCAUCUGCUAAUUUUCCAUAUCUCAAGUGUGAAGGGCAAGCAAUUUAAAGUUCCUCCUGUUCAAAUCGCCCAGAACCCAGGUUGAGCAACGUUAGCAGGUUGCUAGCUAGGUUUUGUGUUCAAAUUUCGUUUUUGUUAUUUAAUUUCGUUUUCUUUUCAGCGUUUGAAGGCCUCUGUGCUGAGGCUCAGUGAUAGCAGUGGGUGUUCAUCACCGGAAGUUACGCAGCUAUGCAGAGGGUCUUGUAGUGGAACUUGGAUUUCACAGAUCACAACGAGCAGGGUGAUAGGAUUAGGAAUUUAGGAUUCCUAUAAGUUUGUGGCUGGAGGGUGGAGUGGUUUCAAGACGACAUCGUUGAUAGUCGAGGCUCAUCUGUGAAAAAUUAGAGAAACCACAUAACAGAAGAAAACUUCUCGUCUACUAUACAUCCAAGAGGCAAGUCUUAAAAUGAUGAUGAAUCCUCUUGGGAGUACCGUGGUGAUGAGUACGGGAGAAACCAGUACACCUUUCCCUGCUUCAGCUUCUGAAUGGAAAUAUGAUGUAUUUUUGAGUUUUAGAGGUGAAGACACUAGAAAGGGAUUCACAGACCACUUACACACCGCAUUGGAACGUCAAGGAAUAAAAACUUUUAGGGAUGACCCUAAACUUCAUAAAGGGGAACCUAUUUCUCCAGGACUUCUUACUGCAAUUGAACAAUCAAGAUUUGCACUCAUCGUUCUCUCAGAAAAUUAUGCAUCAUCAACGUGGUGCUUGAUUGAACUUUUACAUAUUCUUAAGUGCAUGGAAGAAAGAGCAGCAGUGCUACCAAUUUUUUAUAAUGUUGAUCCCUCUGACGUACGAAAGCAAACAGGGUGUUUUGAAGAAGCCUUCAUUAAAUAUGGAAACAACCCUGGGGUUGACAAAAGGGAGGUGGAAAGUUGGAGAUAUGCUUUAACGAAAGUGGCAAGUUUCUCUGGGUGGGAUUCAAAGGACUGGUCUGAAGCAAAGCUUGUCAAAGAUAUUGUUCAAGUGGUACGGAAAAAGUUGCCCCCAACAUUUUUAUCUCAUGUGAUGGGCGACUUUGUUGCAAUCGAGUCAAGGUCGGAACGGAUUAUUGAUUUGUGUUUGGAUGCAACGGUGAAUGAUGGUUGCUUUAUUGGGAUAUGGGGGAUGGGCGGUAUUGGUAAGACAACUAUUGCAAGAUUUGUGUACGAGAGAAUCUCUCAUGUGUUUGAAUACCAAAUAUUUCUAGCUGAUGUUAGAAGUAAUGUCGAAAAAGGUAGCAUACUUGACCUGCAAAAGCAACUUCUUUAUAAAAUCGGGAUGGGAAAAAAGGAUGACAUAUGGGAGGUUCAUGAAGGAGCAGCAAUGAUAUGCAGGUUUCUAAUUGACAAAAAGGUUCUUUUAAUUCUUGAUGAUGUGAACCAUUUGCGUCAAUUAGAAUAUUUGGCUGGAAAUCAAGAGUGGUUUAAAUCGGGGAGCAGAGUUCUCAUUACAACUAGAGAUGAGCAUUUGUUACUUAAUCACGGAGUGGAGAGACGGUUUGAGGUUAAAGGACUCAAUAACGAUGACUCUCUUCAACUUUUUAGCCGGAAUGCCUUUAAGAAAGAUUGCCCUGAACCAAGUUUUGUUCAUUUGUCAAAUCGUGUGCUAAUUUAUGCCAACGGUCUUCCACUAGCUCUUAAAGUCUUGGGAUCUUUUUUGUGCGGAAGAGGUUUAAGUGCAUGGAACAGUGCGUUGGAUAAACUAAGAGAAAUUUGUAAUCGAGAAGUUUUUGACACACUUAAAAUAAGCUACGAUGGUCUAGAUGACAAUGAGAAGAAAAUUUUUCUAGACAUUGCAUGUUUCCUUAGUGGAUGGGCGAAAGAUCAAGUAACAGAGCUUCUUGAAGCUAGUGGUUUUUAUGCACCUAUUGGAAUAGAUGUCCUUGUUGAGAAAUCUCUGUUAACUGUUAAUUCAAACGGUAAGCUAUUGAUGCAUGAUGUACUCCAAGAAAUGGGUCGAGAAAUUGUUCGCCGAGAAUCUCCUGAUGAUCCAGGCAAGCGUAGCAGGUUGUGGCGUAGUGCUGACAUCAAUCGUGUCCUGAGUGAAAAUACAGGAACAGAAACAAUUGAAUGUAUAAUCAUGCGCCGGGAUGAGCGACAACCAGUCCAAGUGCAUGCUAAUUCCUUUUCAAUGAUGAAAAAACUGAGAUUCCUCGGGCUAUAUGAGGCGAAGCUCUCUAACGGGCUUGAAUAUCUUCCCAAUGGUUUGCGGUUUCUUGAAUGGCACAACUUUCCUCUAAAAACUUUGCCGUCAGCUUUCUGUCCUGAGCAUCUUGUGGAACUUCACAUGACCUUUAGUCGCCUCGAACAUCUUUGGAAGGGGAUAAAGCAGCAUUCAUACAAUUUGAAAAUCCUUGAUCUUUCUGACUCCCCAAAUCUUGUGGAAACCCCAGACUUCAGAGGUAUGCCAAAUCUUGAGCAACUGCUUCUUUCAGGUUGCGACCAAUUGUAUGAAGUUGACCAAUCUGUGGGGACGCUUGAAAGACUUAAGGUUAUGAGGUUGCUUGGUUGCAAAAACCUUGCACGUCUUCCAAGAAGUUUUUCUGGCUUAAAGUCUCUGAAAGUUCUUGAUGUUUAUGGUUGCUCGAGGCUUCAAAAAUUGCCAGAAGACUUGGGCCAUGUUGAGAGUUUGGAAUGGCUUGAUGUGAGUCAAACUGCUAUAAUUGAACUGCCUUCUUUAUCUGGUUUGUAAUCUUUAACGCACUUGAGUCUAAGUAAAUGCAAUAUUUUGGAAGGAGGAAUUCCAAAUGAUAUCGGCUGCCCCUCCUCGUUAAGGUAUUGGAUCUAAGGGAAAAUUAUUUAUCUAGCUUACCCAUGAGUAUUUGUCAACUUUCCAAACUUGAAUACCUUGGUGUGUCUAGUUGCAAGAGUCUUCAAACAUUAAUCGGAGAGCUUCCUUCUACAAUAUCCUGUGUUGAAGCUUACAAUUGCUAGGCAUUGGAAUCAGCUUGUGUAGACGUGAUUAAACUUUUUGCUAACUGUUUCAAGCGGGUGGAGAAGCAAGUUUGCACGAGUACGAGACUUCCUGGUUUAGGAUGCAAGUUUGUAGUUCCUGGAAGUCAAAUUCCAGAGUGCUUCAAUCACAGAAGUGUGGGAUUUUCAAUCAGUGUAGAGCUACAUCCAGGGUGGUCUACUGAUCAUAAGUUAAAGGGAUUUGCGGUGUGUGGGGUAUUCGGAUUUAAGCAAAUGGAUAUAAGUGAUAUAAAACUGAGCAUCAAUGGAAAAGCAUGUUUAAUGGCCCAGGAGGGACACGAUAUUUUUUGGAGAGGCCACCUUUUUUUCUUCAUCCUUCCACGGCAUGAAUUCUUUACUGGCAAUGAGUGGCAGAAUGUCAGUGAGCUUGGAUUUUCAUUUGAGCGGUUCGUACGAAUAGAGGAUGCGAAGAAGUGUGGGGUGUGUUUAGUAUACGAGGAAGAUGUAGAGGCGGUUAUGUGAGUACCCAAUCAUCAGGGUGUGUUUAGUAUACUUGAUUGCGGUGACAGGCAGAGGUGUGUUAGAAUUUUUGAAGGGGACUUGGAAUUCCUUGAUAGCCAUUUGCAACAGCUCCAUAAUUUGUAAAAUUGCAUACAAGGUAUCCUGAAUACACAAGGUACAAAUGGUACUGUUUUUAAAAAAAAAUUAUUACUUCUUAUAGGUUCCAGAGUUUGGGGAUUUUGGCAGCAUAUCAAGAUCAAGGUUAGGCUGCACAUCCCUCUUGACAGUUUGUAUUUUCCUUCUUUUUGAAAUAAAGAUACCUCGUUGUCAUUUUUUAUGACAAUGCUGUA